This is a messenger RNA of Ananas comosus (pineapple), 1027 nucleotides long. RefSeq names its product chlorophyll a-b binding protein 4, chloroplastic. NCBI's taxonomy places the organism in Eukaryota, Viridiplantae, Streptophyta, Magnoliopsida, Poales, Bromeliaceae. The transcript is spliced from 3 exons. The record is from RefSeq and is a predicted model, not a curated record. Gene Ontology annotation, cellular component: membrane. The coding region runs from base 85 to 834 and encodes 249 amino acids. Gene Ontology annotation, biological process: response to light stimulus; photosynthesis, light harvesting in photosystem I.
GUAAAGAGGCAAACGCAGCUUCACACCACCUGCCCCUCUCUCGCUGCCCGAAAGAAACCAUCUUUCGGCGCAACGAUCGGAACGAUGGCAACGGUCGCAACUCAGGCAUCGGUCACGGUGCUCCGGCCGUGCGCGUCGAAGACCAGAUUCCUCGGUUCUCGGGGCAAGCUCGCGGGAGGGCUCGCGGCGAGGAAUGGAACGACCUCUACUAGCUGGAGGGGCCUCAAGGUGGAGGCCAAGGGCGAGUGGCUCCCCGGUCUCCCCUCGCCGGCUUAUCUCAAUGGCAGCCUCCCCGGAGACAACGGCUUCGACCCGCUGGGCCUGGCAGAGGACCCGGAGAACCUCAAUUGGUACGUGCAGGCGGAGCUGGUGAACAGCCGGUGGGCGAUGCUCGGCGUGGUUGGGAUGCUGGCCCCUGAGGUGUUAACCAAGAUCGGGCUCAUCAACGCGCCGCAGUGGUACGAUGCAGGAAAGGCCGAGUACUUCGCCUCGUCCUCCACCCUCUUCGUCAUCGAAUUCAUCCUCUUCCACUACGUCGAGAUCCGGCGGUGGCAGGACAUCAAGAACCCCGGCAGCGUCAACCAGGACCCCAUCUUCAAGAACUACAGCCUCCCGCCCCACGAUUGUGGAUACCCUGGCAGCAUCUUCAACCCCCUCAACUUCGCCCCCACCGUCGAGGCCAAGGAGAAGGAGCUCGCCAACGGGAGAUUGGCGAUGCUGGCGUUCUUGGGCUUUGUGGUUCAGCACAAUGUGACAGGAAAGGGGCCUUUUGAGAACCUGCUGCAGCACCUCUCUGAUCCAUGGCACAACACCAUCAUCCAGAUCUUCAAGUAAAAUCUGUAAUAACAUCGCCCAGCGGAGUUAUAUAUCUAUCUUGGGACCCCAAUGUCCCAAGGACCACCAUGUAUAUUAAUACUCUUUGUCUAUCUCCUUCCUAAAAGAUAACCCUCCUUUUGCAAUUGUACGUUGCGGAGUUAUUGUCCGUGCAUUCCUCUUUGACGGCUCAGUUAUGUACAAAUUACAUACA